Messenger RNA from Lodderomyces jiufengensis, 1059 nucleotides. RefSeq names its product tRNA-specific adenosine deaminase. The transcript has a single exon. Gene Ontology annotation, molecular function: tRNA-specific adenosine-37 deaminase activity; RNA binding. The record is from RefSeq and is a predicted model, not a curated record. Gene Ontology annotation, biological process: tRNA wobble adenosine to inosine editing. Bases 1 to 1059 code for a protein of 352 amino acids. NCBI's taxonomy places the organism in Eukaryota, Fungi, Ascomycota, Pichiomycetes, Serinales, Debaryomycetaceae.
AUGAAUAAUGAUGAUUUGGGGAAUAGAAUAGCCAGAACUGUUAUUGAUGAAUUCAAUAACCUAAAUAUUAAAUCAGGUAAACCAACAACGAGAUCAAAUGGAGUCAUAGAAUGGACGGUUUUAGCUAGCAUAGUAGCACUUAUGAAUGGAGAAAUAAUUCCAAUUACUUUAGCUACUGGAGUGAAAGUGUUACCAAAUAAAGUUAGAAAUUAUUCCAAUGGUUUAAUGGUUCAUGAUAUGCAUGCAGAGAUAUUGUCAUUAAGAUUAUUCAAUUUGUUCUUACUUGAGGAAGUUCAAAAGAGUGAUUCCAAAUUGGUGAAGAAGAACAAUGAUAUAUUCCAACUUCGUAAUGAUAUAAAAUUAGCAUUAUUCGUGACAGAGCCUCCAUGUGGAGAUGCAUCAAUGACUUAUUUAUCAAAUAAUCUAGAAUCCAAUGAUCCUUGGGAGUCAAAUAGAUCCGAGUCAACAUUCAAUAGGGGUAGAAAUAAUUUUGAUCAAUUGGGUGUUGUAAGAACUAAACCAGGUAGAUCAGACAGUUUGAUUUCUUAUUCAAAAUCAUGUUCUGAUAAACUAUGUUUGAAACAAUUGACGGGUAUUUGCAAUGCUAUAACUUCAACAUUAUUUGAUCCUAUUUUUUUGAAUUUUUUGGUAGUAAAAGAUGUUACAGAGCAAGAUUUUUAUAGAUGCUUUAUAGAUAGAUUCCCAACAGAUCAUCAAUUAGAACUACUCAAGUAUGAUUUUGAUUUAUUUGAAUAUGGUAAGUCUAAUAUCAAGGAACCUUCGCCGCUAUCAUUGUUAUACAUUUGUCCAUCAAAAACAGUUCAAGUACUAAAUAAUGGAGUUAAAAAUGGAUCAUUUAUUAGAAAUAAACCUCCUAAACCUGGUGGUGAGAGUAUUAUAUGCAAUCAGAGUCUAGCUAAAAAUCUCCCGUUGCCAAUUGAUGCAAGAACUUACGAAGAAUUUAAAAGAUCAAAUGUUGAAAGAGAGUUACUAAAAGCGAAAGGUCAAACAAUCUUACAGAAUUGGAAACAUUCGGAUGUAGAUGACUUUAUCAUUUAA